Molecule: messenger RNA, 627 nt
Organism: Hyposmocoma kahamanoa
Lineage: Eukaryota; Metazoa; Arthropoda; Insecta; Lepidoptera; Cosmopterigidae
Exons: 2
Coding region: 85-564 (159 amino acids)
Source: RefSeq, a predicted model, not a curated record
UUAGGCUAUCCAAUUGCUGACAAUGUGGCUACUGACACCGAUACUGGUCUGCGUGAUGAGAAAACAUUUCCAAACGGAACUGUAAUGGGGAAAUACUCCUAUACGGACAAAGAGGGCAAUCCGAUCCAUGUCAAGUAUUACGCUGAUGAUCAGGGUUAUGGAGUUGAACUCAAAAGUGUCAAGUUCAUAAAGAAUGAUUUGAAGACUUCUUCACAGAAUAAGCUAGAAAACCCUGAACAACUCCCGAAAUUUGAGCCCACUGCAGAGAUGUACAAGUAUCCCAAAUACUUAAAGAAAAGCGUAUCUCGUCAUCAAAUUGACUCUUUGAAUAAGGAGUCUCCGAAAAAUCACUUGAAAAACAAGUACAAGGGCAUUGAUUACGAGAUAUAUUUGCAGACCGUUAUGCCUUCCCAGAAUUGUGGUCACGAUGAAAAGGUGAAAAUUUACAAUUUAGAAAAGGAUGUUGAUAAGAAAAUUCGAAAUGUUUUGAACGCAAUUGAGGUCGAAAAAGAACCAGAGGACGAUACCGGUAUAGAGACACCAAAAUUUUGUGAGCUAUAUUAAUAAAUAUUAUUUGUUAUUUUUAAGUACUGCUUUCAAAAUUAUUCGAAAUUAAGUUGUAUUUAG